GGGCCGCCGCUCCUGCCGUGCAUGUUGGGGAGCCAGUACACGCAGGUGGGCUCCACACGGAGAGGGGCGCUGACCCCGUGAUAGGGCUUUACCUGGUACAUCGGCAUGGCGCAACCAAAGCAAGAGGGGGGUGGCGCGUGCCAGACACCAACGGUCGGAAACCGCCAGAUACCAACGCUCAGAAUCCACUCCAGGCCACGACGGAGGGCAACCACCUCCCUUCUGACCCUGCUGCCGGCGUUCGGAAAAAACGCAGUCCGGUGUGCUCUGAUUGGUCCAGGCUCUUUGACGUCACUGACUCGACCUUUGACAGAGCCACUAGGCGAAAAGGAGAGACGGAAAGUAUUUUUUCCGCCCCGCCCGGAAAGGGUGGAGCACAACGUCGAAAGCAGCCGAUGGGAGCCCAGGAGUCGGGGCUCCUGUGGGAGCCGUGGAGGGAACUUUCCCAGUCCCCGAGGCGGAUCCGGUGUUGCAUCCUUGGAGCGAGCUGAGAGCUCGAGUACAGAACCUGCUAAGGCCAUCAAACCUAUUGAUCGGAAGUCAGUCCAUCAGAUUUGCUCUGGGCAGGUGGUACUGAGUCUAAGCACUGCGGUGAAGGAGUUAGUAGAAAACAGUCUGGAUGCUGGUGCCACUAAUAUUGAUCUAAAGCUUAAGGACUAUGGAGUGGAUCUCAUUGAAGUUUCAGGCAAUGGAUGUGGGGUAGAAGAAGAAAACUUCGAAGGCUUAACUCUGAAACAUCACACAUCUAAGAUUCAAGAGUUUGCCGACCUAACUCAGGUUGAAACUUUUGGCUUUCGGGGGGAAGCUCUGAGCUCACUUUGUGCACUGAGUGAUGUCACCAUUUCUACCUGCCACGUAUCGGCGGAGGUUGGGACUCGACUGGUGUUUGAUCACUAUGGGAAAAUCAUCCAGAAAACCCCCUACCCCCACCCCAGAGGGAUGACAGUCAGCGUGAAGCAGUUAUUUUCUACGCUACCUGUGCGCCAUAAAGAAUUUCAAAGGAAUAUUAAGAAGAAACAUGCCUGCUUCCCCUUCGCCUUCUGCCGUGAUUGUCAGUUUCCUGAGGCCUCCCCAGCCAUGCUUCCUGUACAGCCUGCAGAACUGACUCCUAGAAGUACCCCACCCCACCCCUGCUCCUUGGAGGACAACGUGAUCACUGUAUUCAGCUCUGUCAAGAAUGGUCCAGGUUCUUCUAGAUGAUCUGCACAAAUGGCUCCUCUCCUCCUUCCUGAUGUCUGCCAUUAGCAUUGGAAUAAAGUUUCUGCUGAAAAUCCACAUCUCCCCUGGGUCCGGUGUUCUGGAAGUGAGAGAGACAAUGUCACACCUCAAGGAGGCAGCUCUCUAGACAGGAAGGUUAUUCACGUCCCAUGUCAAGUCUAGCUAGAGUUCAGAGCAAUUGAGAAGUGCAAUUUUAUCUCCUGCCUUUCAUUCUAUACCCUGCUUCUGAACCAUCGUGUUCAACCGUGAAACUCACACUUUGGUGACCCUGACUCCAAAACUUAAUACACCCAAGGUCAGCCCCAGUGAUCUGCUUCAUAGCAAGGACUUUGGGUGGGUCUUCCCAGGGAGUAGGGCACCCUCAGAGAAUGUGGCUUUGGACUUCAUCACAGCUGGGGCCUUUUGGGUCACUUCAGAUCUAAACUUGUAACCGUGCUAGAUCUGUUUCUAAUGUGACAACAUCACGAACCACGAGUCCAGAAGCCUAAUCCAUAAUCCUCCCUCCUCAUGACGAAGUCUCAUGCUCUGUGCUCAACAUGGUUAGCUGCACAAGAUGUAAACCAAAGCUUCACUGAACCCUCGACCCAAAUCGGUAACUCAAGUGCAUCAAUCAUAAUGAACCUCCCCGAACUCAGUAUUUAUGAUUAUUUUUGAGGCAGGGUCUCACUCUGUCGCCCGGGCUGGAGUGCAGUGGCAGGAUCAGGGCUCCCUGCAGCCCCGACCUCCCAGGUUCCAGCGAUCCUCCUGCCUCAGCCUCCUGAGUAGUUGGGAGUAGAGAUGCCUCCCACAUCGCCUGGCUAAUUUUUGUAUUUUUGUGGAGAGGGGAUCUCGCCACGUUGCCCAGGCUUGAAGCCAGAUCAAGCAAUUGGGUUCCUUGGAUUUCCGAAAUAGACCCCAAUAUUCUGCCUUUACCCCGGAGGAUGCAGAUGUACCUUCUCUCAGGCCGAUGACCUCAGGCCUCCAUGGUCCCUGGAGCUCUAGGAAAGGUGGGCGCGAUCUCGCGCCCACACCCAGUGCUCUGGGUCAUAAGCCUGGAUCUGGAAAAACAAACACGCUUUGAGAAGACGGGGACUCCCCAGGAUACCCCUCUCUCCCCUCGUCCAGCCUCCAGCCCACCCGAUUCCUCCCCACAUCCUCCACCUCCCCAGGCCUCACCCACCUCCUCCAACUCCUCCGGGGAAACCCAAGCCCUGCAGCGCAUGGAACAGAAGAACUGGAACCGACGCUUCUGGAACAAGGCUAUCUGAGAGCAGUUCUUCCUGGCCCUCGGGUUCAUGAAACAGCAUAACUGGAACCAAUGCUUACGGAGGAAGGGUGUGUGAGAGUGGGUCUUCCCAUACAGGAAGUGGAAGAUGUUUUGUUUGGAGUCCUUGUCGUCCUCCUCCAUGUCAUUGGCCAGGUAGCUGAGGACAGAAAUCAGGUUGCUGCUCAGGGGCACCACCAGGAGAGGCCUCCGGCUGAGGUCAGCUUCCCAGAGAGGAAGGUAAGGGACCGUCCCUAGCUCAGGACUGGCACCCACCCUGCAGAGAGCCAUGCCUUCCUCAGGAGGGCUCUGCUGGACAGAGACCUGAUCAAGGGCGUCUCCCACUCCUUCAGGAUGGAGACAAAAACCCAACUGGUGACCGAGAGUGGUGGCUUAUGCCUGGAAUCCCAGCACACUGGGAGGCCGAAGCAGGAGGAUCACUUGAGGCCAGGAGUUUGAGACAGGCCUGGGCAACAUAGCAAGACCCUCGUCUCUAUUAAAAAUAUAAAAAAUACGCCAGACGCGGUGGCUCAUGCCUGUAAUCCCAGCGCUUUGGAAGGCUGAAGCAGGUGGAUUGCUUGAGACCAGGAGUUUGAGACCAGCCUGGUCAACACAGAGAAACCCCAUCUAUACUAAAAAUACAAAAAUCAGCCUGGUGCGGUGGCACACCCAUUAGUCCUAGCCACUCAAGAGGCUGAAGCAUAAGAAUUGUGUGAACCCUGCUGGAGUGCAGUGGCGUGAUCUCGGCUCGCUACAACCACCUCCCAGCCGCCUGCCUUGGCCCCCCAAAGUGCCGAGAUUGCAGCCUCUGCCCGGCCGCCACCCCAUCUGGGAAGUGAGGAGCGUCUCCGCCUGGCCGCCCAUCGUCUGGGAUGUGAGGAGCCCCUCUGCCUGGCUGCCCAGUCUGGAAAGUGAGGAGCGUCUCUGCCCAGCCACCAUCCCAUCUAGGAAGUGAGGAGCGCCUCUUCCCGGCCGCCAUCACAUCUGGGAAGUGAGGAGCGUCUCUGCCUGGCCACCCAUCGUCUGAGAUGAGGGGAGCACCUCUGCCCUGCUGCCCCGUCCGGGAUGUGAGGAGCGUCUCUGCCCCGCCGCCCCGUCUGAGAAGUGAGGAGACCCUCUGCCCGGCCGCCCCUACUGGGAAGUGAGGAGCCCCUCUGCCCGGCCAGCCGCCCUGUCCGGGAGGGAGGUGGGGGGGGUCAGCCCCUGCCCGGCCAGCCGCCCUGUCCGGGAGGGAGGUGGGGGGAUCAGCCCCCCCCGGCCAGCCGCCCUGUCCGGGAGGUGAGGGGCGCCUCUGCCCGGCCGCCCCUACUGGGAAGUGAGGAGCCCCUCUGCCCGGCCAGCCGCCCCGUCCGGGAGGGAGGUGGGGGGGGGUCAGCCCCUGCCCGGCCAGCCGCCCCGUCCGGGAGGGAGGUGGGGGGAUCAGCCCCCCGCCCGGCCAGCCGCCCUGUCCGGGAGGUGAGGGGCGCCUCUGCCCGGCCGCCCCUACUGGGAAGUGAGGAGCCCCUCUGCCCGGCCAGCCGCCCCAUCCGGGAGGGAGGUGGGGGGGGUCAGCCCCCCGCCCGGCCAGCCGCCCCGCCCGGAAGGGAGGUGGGGGGGUCAGCCCCCCGCCUGGCCAGCCGCCCCAUCUGGGAGGGAGGUGGGGGGGUUAGCCCCCCGCCCGGCCAGCCGCCCCGUCCGGGAGGUGACGGGUGCCUCUGCCCGGCCGCCCCUACUGGGAAGUGAGGAGCCCCUCUGCCCGGCCAGCCGCUCUGUCAGGGAGGGAGGUGGGGGGGUCAGCCCCCCGCCCAGCCAGCCACCCCGUCCGGGAGGGAGGUGGGGGGGUCAGCCCCCCGCCCGGCCAGCCACCCCGUCCGCGAGGGAGAUGGGGGGGUCAGCCCUCCGCCCGGCCAGCCGCCCCGUCCGGGAGGGAGGUGGGGGGGUUAGCCCCCCGCCUGGCCAGCCGCCCUGUCCGGGAGGUGAGGGGCGCCUCUGCCCGGCCACCCCUACUGGGAAGUGAGGAGCCCGUCUGCCCCGCCAGCCGCUCCGUCCGGGAGGGAGGUGGGGGGGUCAGCCCCCCGCCCGGCCAGCCACCCCGUCCGGGAGGGAGGUGGGGGGCUCAGCCCCCUGCCCGGCCAGCCGCCCCGCCCGGAAGGGAGGUGGGGGGGUCAGCCCCCCGCCCGGCCAGCCGCCCCGUCCGGGAGGGAGGUGGGGGGGUCGGCCCCCCGCCCGGCCAGCCGCCCCGUCCAGGAGGGAGGUGGGGGGGGGUCAGCCCCCCGCCCGGCCAGCCGCCCUGUCUGGGAGGUGAGGGGCGCCUCUGCCCGGCCACCCCUACUGGGAGGUGAGGAGCCCUUCUGCCCGGCCACCACCCCGUCUGGGAGGUGUACCCAACAGCUCAUUGAGAACGGGCCAUGAUGACAAUGGCGGUUUUGUGGAAUAGAAAGGGGGGAAAGGUGGGGAAAAGAUUGAGAAAUCAGAUGGUUGCCGUGUCUGUGUAGAAAGAGGUAGACAUGGGAGACUUUUCAUUUUGUUCUGUACUAAGAAAAAUUCUUCUGCCUUGGGAUCCUGUUGAUCUGUGACCUUACCCCCAACCCUGUGCUCUCUGAAACAUGUGCUGUAUCCACUCAGGGUUGAAUGGAUUAAGGGCGGUGCAAGAUGUGCUUUGUUAAACAAAUGCUUGAAGGCAGCAUGCUCCUUAAGAGUCAUCACCACUCCCUAAUCUCAAGUACCCAGGGACACAAAACUGCGGAAGGCCGCAGGGUCCUCUGCCUAGGAAAACCAGAGAACUUUGUUCACUUGUUUAUCUGCUGACCUUCCCUCCACUGUUGUCCUGUGACCCUGCCAAGUCCCCCUCUGCGAGAAACACCCAAGAAUGAUCAAUAAAAAAUAAAAAUUUAAAAUUAAAAAAAAAAAGAA
Molecule: messenger RNA, 5353 nt
Organism: Gorilla gorilla gorilla (western lowland gorilla)
Lineage: Eukaryota; Metazoa; Chordata; Mammalia; Primates; Hominidae
Product: putative postmeiotic segregation increased 2-like protein 1
Biological process (GO): somatic hypermutation of immunoglobulin genes; mismatch repair
Cellular component (GO): MutLalpha complex
Molecular function (GO): ATP hydrolysis activity; ATP-dependent DNA damage sensor activity
Source: RefSeq, a predicted model, not a curated record